This is a messenger RNA of Dermochelys coriacea (leatherback sea turtle), 10433 nucleotides long. RefSeq names its product Rho guanine nucleotide exchange factor 5 (gene ARHGEF5). The record is from RefSeq and is a predicted model, not a curated record. The transcript has 23 exons. Gene Ontology annotation, molecular function: protein binding; guanyl-nucleotide exchange factor activity. The coding region runs from base 1373 to 7822 and encodes 2149 amino acids. NCBI's taxonomy places the organism in Eukaryota, Metazoa, Chordata, Testudines, Dermochelyidae. Gene Ontology annotation, cellular component: cytoplasm; nucleus. Gene Ontology annotation, biological process: activation of GTPase activity; intracellular signal transduction.
CUGAGCUGAGCAGAUAUCAUCCAGGUUUGGGUAGUCACACUGGGCAGUGUAAUUUGUGUAAGUGUAGUUUGUUGAGCUAAGGUUAAGUCUUUUAGUUAAGAGUAAGUAGAAGUAAGCUUUUAGUUUAUCUAAGGCUGUAAUCAAGUGUCUUAAUGUUUUUGGUCUUUUAGCCUUGAGAUGAAAACCUUGUCUGUAUCUCUUAGACCCUGAAGUGAAAAAAAUUAUCCAAGUUAUAUUUGUUCAAUAGGGUUUUCUGUCUUUGUAGGAAACCUUAUUUGGUUAGCUUGAAAGAAAAGAAUUGUUCUGGGGUGUUUUGUUUUCUAGUCUUGUGUGGUUUUUUUUUUUUAAAGUGGGUUUCCAACUUGGAAGAGUAUUGUGGUGUAAUCUGAUCUACUAGUUAGUAGUAGUUAAUCCAAGUUUUAGAGAUUUUUAGUUCAGGCUUUUGGCUGAGGGAAAGGAGCAGAGUAAAAAAGGUGAGGAAAUACAAUAGGGAAGAACCUAGAGGAAUAGGAGCAGUCUCAACUUCUGAAAAGGUGUGCUGGACAGGGUGCUGCUACUAAAAGGACUGCAGGUGUAUCUGUGUGUCUGCUGCCAUUCUCUGAAAGUUUCUAGAGGAUGUGGACCAUUGCUCAGUCGCCACCAUCGGUGCUCAGCCUUAUAGCUUCUCAGCUCCUCAGAGCUAAGAUCAAAUAGCCCCUGGAGCUAAAGAAACCCUUGACUCUGGUGUAACUGAUGCUGAUGAGUCUGCAGAUUGCCUGGAACAAUAGCUCUGUGUGGGGUGAAUUUCCUCAAUUGUAUCAAUGCUUUGUGAAUUUCUUUGCCCCCAGCCAACACCAGCCCACCUGGAGAAGACAGAGAAGGGGUAUUGCCUACAGCAACCCAGUCAUGGACUUUGUGUGAGGCAGGAGGAGAACAGUGGAGCCAGCCAAGUGCUUCCACAUAAGCAGUCACUGGGAUAGAUUUUUGUGAAGACAAGCUUGAAGACAUGACCUCAGCGUAACCAAUGCAGGAACGGCUGCCUGAGAGUGUCAACAGCCUGAAAAAGCAGCUCUGUGAAGGGAGCGACAGACAGCAGAAGCAGCUACCGGAACUGGGCUCAAAGCAAAGCACUGGCCCAAAAAUCAAGGGUGUGACACCCAGCAGGGUUGAGACCUCCUGUCCAAGGUGGCCCCAAUCCUUCCUGGGAAGGGUCAGGAGGACUUUGGCCAACUGAAAUCACGUAAGACUGAUUGAUGACCUCAGAGGAGAGACUGGAAUAUUCGAGAAAACAUUCCAAGGCUAGCAGGAGUAUGGGAAACUGCUGAGUCUGGGAAGAGAGAACCAUCUCAGGGCGGACAGAGUCAGGACAUGGCCCAGACAGGAUGUCUCACUGAUGGAAUCUGAAGAAGCCAAUAGGGGAGACCCCAUUCCCCCAGAAACCAGCAGCCCUAGUGAGGAAAACUCUGAUCCUACGCCAGCCAAAAGGGGACAUUAUGCUAUCACUGAGUCUGUAGAGAUGAACACUGAGCUGCCUGGCUCUGCAGAAGGAGCACAGGUCUCCAGUGCCCAGGAUCCUCUGAGGCAUCUCUCUGCUGGGGAAUCAGCAGAGAUGUGUGGCAAAUCCUCUAACUCUGUUCUGUCAGGACUGGAACAAGGGGAGCAAGAUCCAAGGUACCAGAGAGGACUCUCAGAGGGGGAGAAAGAUCCUGCAGUACAAGAGAUAUCUUUGGAAAAAGAGAGAUGGGAUCACUCCUUGAACUCUGAACAGGGAAAAUUAGCUCAUCCUGAAAACAGUCAGUAUUCUUUCUUUCCCAAAACAGUCCCCCAGGUGACAGCCACUCAUGACAAAAACCCGCAGGUACAGUCUCCAGCCCUUCAUAUUGAAUUUCCUCAGGAUCAGAAACAGUCCCUGACAUGUCACACUGCUGUCCCCCAGGCGCAGCAUAAGGAAACCUCAAUGACAGACACUGUUCCCAGCCAGAGGGAACCAGCCACUAAACACUUCCUGGUGUGUAAAGAAGUUUCAGAGGUUCAUUGCAAGACUGAGACUUUGCAUGAUGACACUAUUGGGGAUCCCCCCUUGCAGGGGUUGGAUGUAGCAAAUGGGACCAUCAGAGAGCUCCGACCACGUACUGAAGCAGUGGCAGGGACCGACGAGGAGCCAUCUCCUGAGAUGGAUGCAGCAGGCAGGAUGAAUCCAAUGCCUUCUGUAGAUAAUGAUGAAAAAGUGGGAGGCUUGCAGGGAGGGGGAGAGGAUAGAGACUCUUCCUCUUCACAUCACUCACCCCAUCCCUUAUCGAAUGACAGCCAAGGAAAUUCAUGGCUGACAGGAAGAAAUGCAGAUAGAAAGAUGGUUCUGUCAUCCCAUGAGAGAGGGAACAAUGCCUUGGCCACAGACCAGGAAAUGGAAGUGGCUGCUAGGCAAAGUCCAUCUGGUUCUAUAAACCUCCUUCUGGAGGAGGAGAAAGGAGUGGAUGAUGGAAAAGCAGAAGGCAGCACUGAAUCUCCAAGAGUGUGCAUCUUCCACAUACCGAAUGCUACAAAAAAAACAGAGCAGGAGGAGUGGCAGCAUGAGCAACUAGAAUGGGGGGAGGAGCCAGAAGAGGAGGAGCAGUCAGAACAGAAGCAGCCAGAGCUGGAACAGGAGGAGCCAGAAUGGGAGAAGCAAGAGAAGGAAGCAAAACCAGUGCAGGAGGAGCCAGUAUGGGACAGGGAAGAUCAGAAGGAAAAGAGGUGGGAUGAGCUGGAACAAGAGCCAGGGAGGGAAGAAGCGGAGCUCGAGGCUCCACCACCAGCACUCAAUCCGGCAUCACCUUUUCUCUCCAAGCAAAACUGGGACCUCCGUGAUGAGGGAGGGAGCAUUUCCUCAGCUGAGGGAACAGGGCUGGCCUCUCUGCCCCAAGAAUCAUUCUCCAAAGAUCAGCAUCCCGGUGAGGAUGUACUAUCCAGCAUAGUACUGAAGGCCUGCAUUGGAGGAGCAAGUGUAAGAGCUCAGCUACCUGCUGUGAUAAUGUCCAAAAGUCAGAACCCAGUGGGUGGGAGUUCCAUGAUGCCCUCCCCCACUUACCACAUCUCUGAGCACUGGGGAGACAUGGGCAUUUCUGACCCUUCCAGCUCCAUUUCUUUCAGUGGCCAAGGUUGUGAAGAAACCUGUCAGGAUAACAGAACCAGUAGUGGUGAGGAUGGCCAUAAUGACGGAGAUGGAAGGACAGUCCAGAGUUUUCAUGAUGAUGGAGCGAUAUUUCUAUUAUGCAGAGAAGUAACCUCAUCUGGUACAGGGAACCCAGACUCUUCCAGAACUCUGGACCCUUCUGGUGCCAGAAACUUUGGCUCUUUUGGUCCCGCAGAUCCUCAUCCUGUUGGAGAAAACCCAUUGUUUCCCAGUCAUUACGAUUUCACUCCAGCCUCGCCAGCAGAGCUCAACUCAGCAGCAUCAGCAGCUAGCCCAUCUCAGGAGGAUGCUGAUAAAAGAUCCCAUGAGAGCCCUGUGGGAAGUACUGACCUGGACAAAGCACCAGUCUCUGUGCAGGACACAUCCAGCCAGACUUCUUAUCUGCAGGAGGCAGCUUCUAGUGAAGGAGCAUCAGUGUCCAUCAGCCCAGAGGGUGUUCAGACUCCCCAUGGGCUGCUUACACCUGAGAAGGGCCUUAAUGAAGAGCCUAGUGCCCAACCUUGCAUUUCCAAGGCUUUCAGAAGUCUCCCUCCAAGGCAGAACCUGCCCAAGGACAGAGAUGAAGUAGAAUCUACCCCUGCAGCUCUAGCUACAAUGCACCUGGAGUCAUCACAAGCACCAGACAUGGCUCUCGGUCCCCCAAAUUACCUGGAGAAAGUCCAGAGGCACCAAAAGCCCCCAACGAGUUUUGUUUUCCAGGGAAAGGAAAUGGAAGCAAACAUGGCUCACACAGCACAACAAAACCCUUUACUUGAUGAGUCACAUUUGAGUUUAGAGGUGGAAGUUCCAGGAACAGGAAGUGCCCUUAAGGCUGUACUCCAGGCCCCAGAAGAAGUGGUAGUCUUUGCCUGGGAGCAGAACACACAGCCUCCUCCUCCUGAGUCUGACUCCAGCUCACCCCUGGCCCCUGCGCCUGAUGCUGACCAACUCAACCACCCUCCUGUGCCUGCACCCGACUCACCCCUGGCCCCUGAGCCUGAUGCUGAUCAGCUCAACCACCCUCCUGCGCCUGACUCCAGCUCGCCCCUGGCCCCUGCGCCUGAUGCUGACCAGCUCAACCACCCUCCUGCACCUGACUCCAGCUCAUCCCUGGCCCCUGAGCCUGAUGCUGAUCAGCUCAACCACCCUCCUGCGCCUGCACCCGACUCACCCCUGGCCCCUGAGCCUGAUGCUGACCAGCUCAACCACCCUCUUGCGCCUGACUCCAGCUCGCCCCUGGCCCCUGCGCCUGAUGCUGACCAGCUCAACCACCCUCCUGCGCCUGCACCCGACUCACCCCUGGCCCCUGAGCCUGAUGCUGAUCAGCUCAACCACCCUCCUGCGCCUGACUCCAGCUCGCCCCUGGCCCCUGCGCCUGAUGCUGACCAGCUCAACCACCCUCCUGCACCUGACUCCAGCUCACCCCUGGCCCCUGAGCCUGAUGCUGAUCAGCUCAACCACCCUCCUGCGCCUGCACCCAACUCACCCCUGGCCCCUGAGCCUGAUGCUGACCAGCUCAACCACCCUCUUGCGUCUGACUCCAGCUCGCCCCUGGCCCCUGCACCUGAUGCUGACCAGCUCAACCACCCUCCUGCGCCUGCACCCGACUCACCCCUGGCCCCUGAGCCUGAUGCUGAUCAGCUCAACCACCCUCCUGCGCCUGAUGCUGACCAGCUCAACCACCCUCCUGCGCCUGCACCCAACUCACCCCUGGCCCCUGCGCCUGAUGCCACCCAGCUCGCCCACAGUCUAGCUCCUGCGCCCAGCUCACCUCUGCCCCCUGUGCCUGAUGCCACCCACUUCACCCACCCUUUGGUGCCUGCUCCUGGCUCACCCCUGGCUCCUCUAGCUGAUGCCAACCAGCUCACCCAUCCUCCGGCACCUGCUCCUGGCUCACCCCUGGCUCCUGUGCCUGACGCCAACCAGCUCACCCACCCUCCGGCUUCUGCGCCCAGCUCACCCCUGGCUCCUCUGGCUGAUGCCAACCAGCUCGCCCACUCUCUGGUGCCUGCACCUGGCUCACCCCUGGCUUCUGCACCUGAUGCCGACCAGCUUCUCCAGUCUCAAUCCCUUGUGCCCAACUCCAACCAGCUUCUAGCCCCUGCACCUGAUAUUGAUCAGCCUCUGCCUCCUGUAUCUAACUCCAACCCACCUCUAAACUGUGUACCAGACUUUAGUCAAUUACUGGCUGCUGCCCCCAAUUCCAGCUGCCCUACCCAGGCUCCAGCCUCUGUGCCUGAUGCUGACAGCCUUGCUCAUGCUCUGGUCCCUGCCCCUGCUGUGGAAGAUGGAGAAGAGAACCCCCUCCUAAUGCAGAUGACCCAUGAGGGAGUGUCUGGUGCCCAGUGGGAUCCGGUCAUCUCACUUACACCAGAUGUUGUGGACACCAGUGACUCAGGGGUCACUUCAUUGGCAGAGAGCUCAGAUUUUCCCACUUUGGAGAAUGAGGCACCCAUGGGCCACUCUAACAGCAGCCCUGGAGCAAUGGGUCAGCACCUGGCUACAAACUGUGGAAAGGCCACACCUGACUGCACCUCCAGGCCCUCCUUGGGAGGGUGGGGAACACCCACAGACUCUCAGAGUAGAAAUUCAGCACAGCCACCCACCCUGCUAGCUUUCUCCAACCCACUCCACUUCCUGCAGUUCAGCCCUCCCUCGCCACCAGCCAUCAGAACACUGUACCAACAGGAGGCAGUCUUUGAGGAGCCCCAGUGGGACCAGGCACAGGGAGGCCCCACCAGCAUGGAUACAAAGAACAUAACAGCCCCUGCAGUGAUGAUAGAGAAAGCAGAGGGCUCUAGGACAUGCAAGCAAAGGAUGGAAGGGCAGAGAGAACCGCUUCACCUUGUGGCACAGGUGAAAGAGGAGGUGGCCAGACAUGCACGCUUGGAGAAGUCAUCAAGUUGGCCAGAUAAAAAAGUCAUUAGGGUGGGCAUGAAGGAGCUGGGACUCAAUUCAGUGAGUCAGGAGAACAUGAUCAAAUGCAGAGCAAAAAGCAAAGACUGGCACCGGCAGGCCCUGAGGAAGAUGUCAGUACUGCCAGACAACUUACAAGAGGAGGGAGGACACAAGGAUCAGCCAACCAGCUCAGAUACAGUUAUACUUCGGGAGAAGAAAUCUGCAGACACACUGGAGAAUCUCAAGCGCCGACACUCCAAAUUGAUCAACUCCUCAAGGUUACUCUAUCAGGAAUACAGCGACGUGGCUCUGAACAAGGCAAUCCAGAGCCAGAAGAGAGCGGAUUCUUUGGCCGAGGACUUCGAACUGAGUUCUCCAAGCUCCCCGAGGCUACGGAGGAAAGUGCUGUCUCCGCAGGACUCGUAUCUGCAACGUCUCUCGGUCUCAUCCACCGCGUCCCUCUGGCAGGACAUCCCCAUGAUCCGAGGAAGCAGAAUGCUGCUGAACAUGUCCCGAGAUGAUCAGAAACUGCAGGAGGCCAAGUUCGAGUUGAUCAUGUCAGAGGCCUCAUACUUGCGCAGUUUAAAUGUGGCAGUGGAUCACUUCCAGCGCUCAUCAGAACUCCAGGCACUCCUCACCAAUCAGGAGCGCAAGUGGCUUUUCUCCCGCCUGCAGGAAGUGCGUGAUGUCAGUGCCAGUUUCCUCUUCGACCUGGAGGAAAAGUUUGAGGAAAACAUGUUCACCUUCAACGUGUGUGACGUGGCUCUGAGACAUGCUCCUGAAUUCCGCAAGGUGUAUCUGCCAUACGUGACAAAUCAGACCUACCAGGACCAGAUUUUCCAGAGGCUCCUGACUGAGAAUGCAAGGUUCCAGCAAGUCCUGGAGAGACUGGAAAGCGCCACCGUAUGCCAGCGCCUCUCCCUCAAAUCCUUCCUCAUUCUCCCCUUCCAACGCAUCACCCGACUCAAACUCCUCCUACAGAAUAUACUGAAGAGAACCCCGCCCGAGUCGGAUGAAGAAGUGCAGGCCACGCAGGCUUAUGAUGCACUGGAGAAGCUCAUAAAGGACUGCAAUGAAAAUGUCCAGCGCAUGAAGAGCACUGAGGAGUUGAUCUACCUAAGCCAAAAGAUUGAUUUUGAGUGCAAGAUAUUCCCACUGGUCUCACAGUCAAGGCGGCUGGUGAAAUGUGGUGAGCUGAUGGCAUUGGACUACACCACUCAGAGCCCCAAGUGGAAACUCAGCACCCGCCCCAUCUACCUGCAUCUCUUCAAUGACCGCCUGCUCCUAUCCCGGCCCAGGGAGGGUGGGCGCUUUGUCGUGUUUGAUCAUGCUGCAUUUUCAGAUGUACGAGGGGAGAAGUGUGAGGUGAAGCUGCACGGGACAAACAAAAAUGUUUUCCGCCUUUUUCUCCUUAAGAACAACCAGGGGAAAAGAGUGGAAUUCCUCUUUCGCACAGAAACACACAGUGAGAAGCUGCGGUGGAUCUCCGCUUUGGCGCCACCACGAGGCGAACCAGAUCUCUUAGAAAGCCCUGACUCACCUCAGGUUCAGUGCAUACGGACAUACAAAGCUCGGGAGAAUGACGAGCUGGCCCUGGAGAAAGCAGAUAUAAUCAUGGUGAUGCAGAACAGCAAUGACGGUUGGAUGGAAGGAGUGAAACUCUCAGAUGGAGAAAGAGGCUGGUUUCCCUCAGAGCAUGUGGAAAUGAUCUCCAGCAAACAUGCACGCCAGAUGAACCUGAAGGAGGAACAGCGUGUGAAGAAUGCCAAACAGCAGGUCUUCUGCAAGAAAUAGGACGCUCCAAUUCCUGUUGCACACUGUAUAGUCUUUCCGGUAUGGAGAAACCUGACUUAAGAAUCCUUCUCUACACCACAUUCUGGAAGAAACAACUCUUCAGAAAUAAAAAACGAGCACUUAGUACUGUCAGACAAAGUGCUGCUACUAAAGGAAGCAGGAAUUCAGCCAGGAGUAAAUAUAUUCACUUCUACUGCCUCUGUAGUCAUGGUGAGACCAAGGAAGAAAAGAAGCUGCAUAUAUUGCUUGCUUUGUAGUAGUAGGGAGGGAACAUAUGAGAGCAGAGGACUGGGACUCAGGACUCUUGGAAAUCUAUGCCUGAUUUUGCCACUGACAAAAUGCAUGACCUUGGGCAAGUCACUUCAGAACUCUGCCUCAGUUUCCCCAUCUGUAAAACGGGAAUAAUACUUACCUACCUCACGGGAUGUUGUGAGGCUAAAUUCAUUCAUAUUUGUAAAGCGCUUUGAGUUCCUGAGAAGAAAGGCACUAUAGACGUGUAAAGCACUCUGUAGUUAAGGUCAAGAAGAGCUUUUCAUUUCAACCUCUUCUUAGGGUUCUUUAAGUGGUUUUAAUUUCCACAUAUUUUCCAUUUAAGAAUAAUAUAUAAUGGGCCAAAUUUUCUGUUGAUGUAAGUGGAUACAAUUCCAUUGACUUCAAAGGAGUUCUGCACUGUUAUACCAGCUGAGUUUAAACCAGAGUCUCAGCAAAAGAUAAGUUUUAGCUAGUAUGAGAAAAAUUCAUUUGAGUUAGGUGAGCAUGGGGGAAAUACAUUUUUCCAUCUAAAAUGUUUUUCAGAUCUUUUGGCAAUUUUUUUUUUUUUAAACAUUAGUGAUUUUUGGGCGCUCAACCUGAAAUACCUUGAAGGAGCCUGAUUUUCAGGAAGUUCUGGUCACCUGCCUUUGGAAAACAGUGUCCCAUAAUCUCCAGUCACUUUUGAAACUCUUGACCAAGGUUUUGUUUUACAUGUUGGCAUAUGCUCUGUAAUUAAAUUUAGUUGUUUUUGAACGGCAGGAAAGUAGAACUGCCCUGCGUAUGCCUAAUCUAUUAUAGCAGAUGUGAUGCAACAUGCAACAUUUUGCACAAUUAUAAAACAUAAGGAAAUCUAUAAACCAUAGAUAUUUUUAAGCAAAACCUGUAACUGCAGUUUGUUGAGGUUCCAUUUCUGUGCAAAGUCAUCUGGUUUUUAAGUGAAGCUUAUGUGCAGAAUCUGCCCACUGGAAAACAUUGCUUCAACUUUAAAAUAUUUUUCCUUCUGUAUUAAACAAAGGAGGGUUUUUGCAUGUAAUUAUGCUAAGACAACAUCAAGGUUGAGAAUUUAAACACACAAAAGUACGAAAGCAACACAUGUAGCCUUCUUACUUUUAAUGUAUUUGAAGAAUUAUUGACCUUUGUAUCUCUGGAUCUUUGUAAUAUCCUUUUGAUUUCCCAUUUAUAUUGUAUGUGGCAUAGUUUGUUCCAGCCUAUUUAUGCCAGUCAUUUGAGCUGGAUUUUUUUUUUGGACCUAAUAAACUUAUGCACUUCUGCAGUUAGGAUAUACAAAUUUACCUGUUAUGUUUCAGUUAGUUAAUCUUUUCAUAGGAACACAAGCUUUGUGCCUGUAACAGCUGCGAACAUUUGAACACUCCCAUCACCCCCAAAAACCAGAACUAUUUUUUCAUAUACAACUACCCUCCCACAACAUUUCAGACUUAGCUUUUUUUCCUCUGCAUUGACAUCUUUCGUCACUUCUACAGCAGCCAUGACAUAGAACAUUAUGUGGUGCGAUUAUACUCAGAAUGAGACGACUGCCCUUGUAACCUCCAUACCACAUGCAUCAUCUGUCACCAGUCAUCUGAAUACCAAGGUGACCUGGGAGGAUGACGUACUGAGAGAGGAUACUUAGUAUCCACCGUACUGAGACUGAAGGACAGGAUGGUUAUGAUGUCCUGCUCGCCAUGCAAAAGACUGGUCCUCUGACUGCACAGUGCUUCCUUAGAGAGACCUAAAACUGAGCCUGGGUCCACUUUUAACAGCUGAAAGCAGUGCUCGGAAAGGGGGUAAAUGCGAGUCCUAACUUCAAACUGAAGGUAAUGACAGACUAACAAAGGUAAUCCUCAGCCACCCACCUAAACUUCUGUCAUAGUCCAAAUACAAGAUUCCAAACUUCAUGCAUACAUGGUACAAAUGAAAUCAUCUGGGACAAACUCAUGGUUGUCAUGAGUUCCUGAGUCACCUUUAUGGAGUGCAUAAAUCUUUGAAGUCACUCAAGAGAAUAAGCCUUCAUGAGAACUCUCGAGGCAAUCUGAGAUUCAAUUGUGCAGCAUGCACAUCACAGCGAUUUCAACUUUAACCUUGUCCCAGGAAUGCAAAGUUAUCCAGUCUGUUUCUGAGGGGGGAAGGUUGUAGGAACAUAGGAAUUGCCAUGUGAGACCAGACCCACGAUCCAUCUAGUGCAGUACCCUGUCUGACAGUGAUUAGUACCAGAUACUUCAGAGAAAGAUACAAGAAACCCUGCAACAAGAAACUGUGAAACAAAUCUCUCCAUAGGGACAGUUCAUUUGUUACCUCUAGCAGGUAAAGAUUGGCAUAAACCUCUAAGCAUGAGGCUUACCCUUUCUAAAAAAAUAAAGUU